Messenger RNA from Paramuricea clavata, 2931 nucleotides. Lineage: Eukaryota; Metazoa; Cnidaria; Anthozoa; Malacalcyonacea; Plexauridae. The record is from the annotation of a GenBank genome assembly.
AUGUCUGGUCAUAUCGGUGGUGUUCAGACACUAAUGCGUCAACAGUAUCCUUUUGCUUACUUUGUUCAUUAUGCAGCCCAUAGGUUGAAUCUUGUUUUAAGUCAAGCCGUAUCAUCUAUAUCCCCUGUUAAGGUAUUUUUUGCUAGUGUUGGUUAUUUUAGUACAUUUUCAACUAGCAGCCCACAUAGAAAAGCUUUCUUUAUGGCCAACAACAUCGAGAUCCCCAGUCCAGGUGAAACCAGAUGGUACUAUAGAGCUCGUACCAUUGAUGUCAUUUUUAAGAAUUACCAACAUCUUCAUGGUAUUUUAAAGAAGGUUAAUGAUAAUCCAUUUGGCUUGGAUGAUGACUCCAUAAGUCUGAUAGUUGGCUUAUUGGGGCAUCUUGACCGUUUUUCGUUUUGUUUCUUGCUCUGUCUUUUUUAUAGAAUUUUUGAGCAAUCCAGCAUACUUUAUGCAAUUCUGCAGGGGAGGGAGACCGACUUCAACUAUGGCAUGCGUAAAGUCAUUUCUGGGCUCGAUUCGAAAUGAUGUAGAAUUUGACAUGAACUAUCAAAAAGCUGUCGACAAGGCAGGUUCCCCUGUUACUAGAAUUGACCUGAAUGUUAAUUAUAAGCAAUUGUAUUUUCAAGUUCUAGACACAAUUGUAGGGAUGUUAAAUGAAAGAUUUAAAGAUAUUCAAAGCUUUGGAUUCCUUGAUCUUGUCAAUCCCAAGCUGUUCAGAAAUUGGGGAGGAAAGGUACCAUCAGAUAAAAUCGACCUUCUCAAGGAAAGGUAUGGACCUCUAUUUGACAUUCCAAUGCUUGAAAGCCAACUAACAUUUAUUUACAGGGACAGUGAUUUCUAUAAAGAAACUAGUAUGGCAAUUUUACAGUAUAUUUUUGAAUUUAAUUAAUAUGCAAUCUAGUUUGGCAGAAGUUGUCAAGCUACUAAAGAUGAAUGGUGUGUUUUCUUUGACUAGCGCUUCAGCGAAAAGGUCCUUUUCUUGCCUAAAGAGAGUAAAGACCUAUCUCAGAGCAACCAUGACCCAAGACCGUCUGAGUUCCCUUUGUCGGAUAUCUAUCCACAAAGAUAUAUUAAAGUCGAAGAAAGAUGCACAUACCCUGCAUGAGCAAGAACUUGUUAAGUUUGCUGAAAAGCCCAGAAGACAUGCAUUCCUUUAUAAGUAAAGGGUACCUGGAUCAGUUGGGGUGAUAACAACUCCAGUUCAUUGUGGUGACCCUAUUAUAAUUUCUGUCCUAUCACAUAGUUGGGGAGAUAUCUACUUAAUUGUAGCAUCCUCAUUAAAAAUUUAUAUUCUAUUCUCUUCAUAGUUGGGGAAAUAUCCACUUCAUUGUGGUGACUCCAUAAUCGAUUGUAAUGUCCAUAUUUUUCCUUAAUAGUUGGGGAGAUAGCCACUUAAUUGUGGUGACCCCAUUAUAAAAUUCAUAUUAUAUUCUCUUUAUAGUUGGGGAGAUAUCCACUUCAUUGUGGUGACCCCAUUAUAAAAUUCAUAUUAUAUUCUCUUUAUAGUUGGGGAGAUACCCACUUAAUUGUGGUGACCCCAUUAUAAAAUUCAUAUUAUAUUCUCUUUAUAGUUGGGGAGAUACCAACUUAAUUGUGGUGACCUCAUUAUAAAAUUUAUAUUAUAUUCUCUUUAUAGUUAGGGAGAUAUCCACUUCAUUGUGGUGACUCCAUAAUCCAUUGUAAUGUCCAUUUUCCUUAAUAGUUGGGGAGAUACCCACUUGAUUGUGGUGACCCCAUUAUGAAAUUUAUAUUAUAUUCUCUUUAUAGUUGGGGAGAUACCCACUUCAUUGUGGUGACCCCAUUAUAAAAUUCAUAUUAUAUUCUCUUUAUAGUUGGGGAAAUAUCCACUUCAUUGUGGUGACACCAUUGUAUGGCAGGGGAGAGCAGAGGCUUGAGACAAGUAUAGAAAACAUAAAAAUAUUUUAAAAAAACAAAUAACUAAAUAAGCGUUGGCAGGCUUUGACUGUCCAUGUCUGGCUGCUUGAUUCAAGCUGUCCUAGGCAUGCUGAUGAGCUCUGACAUUGAGCGAAACAGUCAAAAUGUAUAUAUUGUGAAUGGAGUUUCCUAUUUUUGUGUCAAUCUUUAUUGUUGUUGUCUGAAAUAUGCUAAAAUAUCCACAUUUUUUCCUUCAUUAGGUCAAGCUAUUUCCUGAAAUUUGAUGCUCAGAUUGCUGCAAAUAGUGUUUCUGGGAGUCUAUAUUUCAAAAAUUUUCCGGGGGGCAUGCCCCCGGACCCCCCUAGCAACACUAGCGCCUUCGGCGCUCGUUUGCAUGACCAGUUCCUUUCGCUUGGCUUCGCCACUGCUACGAAUACGUGUUCGAUCUUCGGGAGAGAUUAGAAGAGACCGUGAAGCUGGCACAAGAUGAACUGAAGAAGUCUCAAGUAAGAUAUCAGCGUCACUACAAUCGAAGGGCUAAGUCACGAAGCUUCAAAAUUGGCAGUAAAGUUUUACUUCUAUUGCCGACUGACAAGAAUUAACUCUUGUUGCAGUGGAAAGGUCCUUUCGUCGUUAGAGUCGAAUGUCGGAGUCAAUGAUUAUGGGAUCAAGGUUGGUGAUAAAGUAAAAACAUUUCACGCGAACAUGUUGAAGGAAUACGUCGAGAGACAAACCACGCAAGUCAAAGAGCGGGAAGAAGCGUUGCCAAAGAAGAGUGAUCGCGAGAUAGAAGGCAGUUCAGUCCUUCACGUUGCUGCGGCGGCUGUGAUUGAGCAAAGUGAAAGUGGUCCAGAAGGGGCCGUCGAUGACGAGAGCCUGUUAGAGCUUGGCACCAUGCAACCCAAAGAGACUGUCAGGGAUGUGACAUUCGGUCAACAGCUGAACGACGAGCAGAAGGUUCAACUACAAGAAGUAGUCAAACAGUACGAACAUGUCUUUACUGAUGUGCCCGGUAACGCUAAUAUUAUUGAGCAUGAAGUUAAACGUGUUUGA